Messenger RNA from Kuraishia capsulata CBS 1993, 465 nucleotides. RefSeq lists its product as uncharacterized. The record is from RefSeq and is a predicted model, not a curated record. Bases 1 to 465 code for a protein of 154 amino acids. Gene Ontology annotation, biological process: intracellular iron ion homeostasis; iron-sulfur cluster assembly. Gene Ontology annotation, cellular component: mitochondrial matrix; cytoplasm. NCBI's taxonomy places the organism in Eukaryota, Fungi, Ascomycota, Pichiomycetes, Pichiales, Pichiaceae. Gene Ontology annotation, molecular function: ferrous iron binding; 2 iron, 2 sulfur cluster binding. The transcript has a single exon.
AUGCUUUCAAGACAAGCAUUCAGAACAGGAAAGACCGUUGCGUCGCUGUUGCAGACCCGUUCAUACCAUCCAAAGGUCAUCGACCAUUACCAGAACCCACGUAAUGUUGGUUCCUUCAACAAGUCUUUGCCAAACGUGGGCACCGGCCUUGUGGGCGCCCCAGCUUGUGGUGAUGUGAUGCGUUUGCAAAUCAAAGUGAGUGAUGAUGGAGUCAUCGAGGAUGUGAAAUUCAAGACGUUUGGAUGCGGAUCUGCGAUUGCUUCGUCGUCGUAUUUGACAGAGCUGGUAAGAGGAAUGACUCUCGAAGAGGCGGGCCAGGUAAAGAACACCGCCAUUGCUAAGGAACUGAGUUUGCCGCCCGUGAAAUUGCACUGUUCGAUGUUGGCAGAGGAUGCGAUCAAGUCCGCCAUCAAGGACUACCGGUCCAAGCGUGCCACCACAACUCUCGGCCCGGAAGCCGCCUGA